This is a messenger RNA of Vitrella brassicaformis, 3061 nucleotides long. NCBI's taxonomy places the organism in Eukaryota, Vitrellaceae. The record is from the annotation of a GenBank genome assembly.
UCAAACACUCCAGGCCCCGCACGGCAUCCACAAUGGAUGAGAUGCCGCCUCAACAGCCCCAGAGGGCUCCAACUCGUCGGGCACUGAGGAAGGAACAACAGACACACAGCAGCAAUGCACACACACAAGAGGAGCCAGCCAGUAUCGUUUGUUGCAGAAUAUUGCCUACAUGACAACCCCAUGUCUAUGCGGCCCAUCGAUGGGAAGCUGUCCGACCCCCAGCCGUCCAAUGCACCCCCAGUGAGACUGACCGAAGGCCCCCGAUGGCCCACAUCAACAGUGCCCACUUCCCUCUCCGCGCCCAUCGCCCCCAGCACGGCCCUGCAGUCCUCUGCCCUCACAGCUGAGUUGAACUCCACCAGCUCCACCUCCCUGGGCAUCUUCUGGGCCAGAAGCCGACCCGCAGCACCGCCAAGAGCACUGUUGAUUUCCAUCGAGCUUCGGGAAUAAUAGAGCUGUCGGGAUCUUGGGAACUGCUGCAGGUGGUUGAUGAUGGUGGGCUGAGGUGAGGGGGCGCCGGGAGGGGGGACGAAGCCAUGGGCGUUGAAGACACACACCGACUCCACGUUGUCGAAUGUGAGUGUCUUGGCGAUGUCGAUGGCCGCCUGGCUGGGGCUGUCGACGGGGUGAGUGAGGCUAUGCUGGCUGAUGGUGUAGCUGAUCUGUGCCGCCUGCCGGACCAGUGUCUGGAUGGCCAUCUUGUAGAAGCGGGAUGGGUGGGAGGGGAAUUUGUCGGCAUUGAAGAGGGACAGGUCGAAGCGGUGCUGCUCGGACAGCUCCCAGGCCCCUGGUGUCGACGUCACAGUAAUGUUCGCGUUGGGCGUGCAGCAUUCCUUGACGAGGCUGUCGACUGCGAGCAGGGAGUCGAUGGCCGUGUGGUCGCCGAGCGGUGGGAUCUGCACGUCGAGCUCUUUGAGCGACUUGCGGCAGCCACGAGAUGUGAGCACAUCCUACAAGACAAAAAACACAAAGACGUGACGAGCGUAUCCACAGGAUCGUGUGCGGCCUCUCUUGUGUGUGAUGGCUGCCUACCUUGAGCUGCUCAACUCCCCCCUGGUACUCCUCGUGUGUCUGUCCAUCCCGAUGCUCAAUCAGCCCGAUACUCUGCAGCUGACUCAGCGGCCCCUGCUGCCCCUUUUCAGCCUUGGGGAUGUGCUCGAACAGACUGGCCCACUGCUCACCCACCAGAUAGCCGCCCACGCGCUGCAGACACCGUGACGAGCUAAUGAAGCUGCCCAACUCAUCCGGCCCCCACCCUGUCUGCUCCACUGUCUCGAGUGACGGCAUGCGCCAGCCUCUGUUGGCCAGCUCACCGUGCUGGCGGACGGCUCCUGCGACGGCCUUGAGUGAGGGGAGGGUGGGGGGCUCGGUGAGGCGAGGAGGGAGAGGGGGACGCUGCCGCCUCAGCUGACGGCCCUCCGCCGCACUCAUCCGCACCUCUUCGAAUGCGAUGGUCUCCAGCCGACUGGCCGACGGUCGCACCUCGGAGGGCCUCUGGGUGGCGGGGGCAUCUCCCUGCGUGUCGGGAUGGUCGGUGUCGGGAGGCGGCUGAGUGGGGGCGGGCGGGGCGGCCGUGGUCUCAAUGAUGGUCACCAGCACGUCACCGCACCACAUGGGGUGAUGCUCAGGGCGGUACUGGCGAGGGUGGCAGAGGGUGAUAUGGGUGAGGCCGGUGAGCCGUGCUGCCAUUCGCUUGACGAGGUCGAGAGGGAUCUUCUGCCAAAAGGUGCGGCCCUCGGUCGGCGAUCGCCAGCAGUGCUCGUCGCCCUUGGCGCAGUCCAUGAAGAGUCGUGUGUGGCUGGGGGCCGCCUUUGCCCACAUCUGCCUGGUGCUCUUGGCCAGCCGCUGGGAGAGGGGGACGAGCACAUGAAGGGGCAGACACUCCAUCACCAACGAACAAAUCUGCACAACACACACAGAGGCAGGGAUGGGUGUGUCUGUAUGUCCGUCAUUCACUGCAGAUCCCCUCUGGCUGGUCUCACCGUUUCUAUGCGCUGCUGCUGCUCUCCGUCGCCCGCCGCUGCACCGUCCUCUACAACACUAGCACCACCACUACCAGCACCAGCCGGGCUGUCAACCACACGCGCGCGCUUGUUGCCAUCACCAACACACACCUGGACAGACAGACGCAGCCCUGGUCCACGUGUGUCAGUGUGUCUGUCUGUGUCUGUGUGUUCGUACGGCUUUGGAGUGCUGCCCUUCUCUGUUGGUCUCGCCCGAGCUCACAGCGCCGCCCACGCGAUGGAUGCACCGAAACAACCUCCCGUCGCCAUCAGAGCCCUGACCACACACACACCAAGCUCUCCUCUAGAUGUGUGUCUGAUGGGUGUGCGUACCUGUUGCUGAUGCGGUGGUGUGUGGGUCUGAUUGUGCGGGACGACCUUCUGGAACGGCUCCCGCACCCCGUUGACCGCCUCCACCGCCCUCAGGUACACCACCGUCCCUCCCUCAGUCGGCUGCACGAGAUACACCUCGGCCAGCGCCAUGCCCCUCUUCUGGACAGUCGACACCAUCCACAGCCGAGUGCCCUCCUCGUAACUCUGAGGGCCACGGCGGGACGCCAGCUGCACAACACACAGACAGAGGCAACGGAGGAAUGAGUGAGUCUGUCAGUUAGUCGCUGCAGAUCCCCCCUUGGUCGGCCUCACCUCUUUAGUGCGCUCUUGGACUUCUUCAUCGCUGGCCGCUACACCAUCCUCCACACCACUACCAGCACCAGCAGCAGCAGCCGAAGCACCCCUCUGCCGGUGAGAAACAAGCAGCAACGGGCAAUAGGACAAUCAUCACUCCGCUGCAGCCGACUUGCGUCACCUUCGCGGUUUCCCUCUCAGACAUGAUCUCUCUCUGUGCGAUGAAUGGCUAAGUCGUCUGGACCAUCUCGACUCGACAGCUGCCGCCCACCUGCAGCACACACGCCAUCCGUCAAGCCAUGAAUCGCGCGUGUGUGCGUGUCCAUGAAGGGUCAUCCAUCCAUCCAUCGCCAUGGCUUACCGGCGAGAGGCUCUCUGGUGAGGCUGCUGAUCGAAAUGCGCUAACCACAGCACUCACGCUGCUCACGUGA